GCAGGCCGAAAGGCAGAGCAGCCACCAGUCCCCGACGCACCCCAGGCCCAGACAUGGCUCUCAAGCUCGUCCUCCUGUCAGCCCUCGUUGCUGCCGCCCUCGCCGACACGGCUCCCUACAGGCCACCCCCUCCCCCUCCACCUCCCACCUACAGCGCCCCCGCCCCAUCCUAUCGCGCCCCUGCGCCAUCCUACAGCGCCCCCACGCCAUCCUACAGUGCACCUCAGCCAGUGAGUCCCCCCAAGUAUGACUUCACCUGGAACGUCAAGGACGACUAUUCCGGCAACGACUACGGCCACCAGGAGGGCCGCGACGGCUACGACACCCAGGGAUCCUACUACGUCCAGCUGCCCGACGGCCGCCUGCAGGAGGUCACCUACACAGUCAACGGCGACUCAGGCUUCGUAGCCCAGGUCAACUACCAGGGCGAGGCCCAGUACCCAACACAGCAGGGCUACGGCUCCGCCCCGUCCUACCAGGCCCCCGCCCCGGCCUACCAGCAGCCCCGCCCGUCCUACGCGUAAUGCUCCACCCUCGUGACGGCCAAGUCUUUCUGUCUUUGUAAAUACUCCAUUACACCAGUCACUGUGCGUGCGUCAUUCCCAAUAAAUGAAUUGCGUCAAAGCAAUAAAUGAAUGCAAUAAAA
This is a messenger RNA of Scylla paramamosain (green mud crab), 646 nucleotides long. RefSeq names its product cuticle protein 21-like. NCBI's taxonomy places the organism in Eukaryota, Metazoa, Arthropoda, Malacostraca, Decapoda, Portunidae. Gene Ontology annotation, cellular component: extracellular matrix. The record is from RefSeq and is a predicted model, not a curated record. The coding region runs from base 54 to 524 and encodes 156 amino acids. The transcript is spliced from 3 exons.